Linum trigynum is the source of this 1866-nucleotide messenger RNA. The record is from the annotation of a GenBank genome assembly. Lineage: Eukaryota; Viridiplantae; Streptophyta; Magnoliopsida; Malpighiales; Linaceae.
AUGGGCGAAUUGGAGGAGAUUGCCGCUGAUAUCUGCUCGGACAUUGAUGCUGACGACCUGAAGUGUGAUAAUAUCGCGGAGAAAGAUGUCAGCGAUGAGGAAAUCGACCCUGAAGAGCUCGAGAAACGGAUGUGGAAGGAUCGUGUCAAGCUCAAGAGGAUCAAAGAGAAGCAGAGGAUAUCAGCACAGCAAGCCUUAGAGAAGCAGCAGAAGCAGCCCAAACAAUCCUCUGACCAAGCUCGAAGAAAGAAAAUGUCCCGAGCACAAGAUGGAAUCCUAAAGUACAUGUUGAAGCUUAUGGAAGUCUGCCAAGCACGGGGAUUUGUGUAUGGUAUAAUCCCCGACAAGGGAAAACCUGUGAGUGGAGCAUCGGACAACAUCCGAGCUUGGUGGAAAGAAAAGGUUAAGUUUGAUAAGAAUGGGCCUGCAGCAAUUGCCAAGCACGAGGCAGAGUGUCUGGCAAUGAUGAACGAGGUGGGUGACAACGCUCGACAUGGGAACUCCCAAGCUGUCCUCCAAGAUCUCCAAGAUGCGACGUUGGGGUCUCUUUUGUCGUCUCUAAUGCAACACUGUGAUCCACCUCAGAGGAAGUACCCACUGGAGAAGGGAGUUCCACCACCAUGGUGGCCCAGUGGGAAUGAGGAUUGGUGGGGGAAAUUAGGGCUACCCAGAGGGCAGAUUCCUCCUUAUAAAAAGCCACACGAUCUCAAGAAGAUGUGGAAAGUUGGGGUGCUUACGUCGGUCAUCAAGCACAUGUCGCCGGACAUUGCUAAGAUAAGGAGGCAUGUCCGCCAGUCGAAGUGCUUGCAGGAUAAGAUGACGGCUAAGGAGAGUGCCAUUUGGUUGGGAGUAUUGAGUCGGGAGGAAGCCCUGGUUCGGCAGCCCAGUAGUGAUAAUGGUUCUGGGAUAACUGAGGUGCCCCAGGGUGGUCGAACUGGGAAGAAGAAAGCUGUCGUGAGUAGCGAUAGUGAUUACGAUGUGGAAGGUGUUGACGAUGGUGUUGCUUCUGUGUCGUCUAGAGAUAGCAGGAGGAAUCAUCAGGGUACUGAUGUUGAGCCAGUGAGUAGUCCAAGGAUGGAGUCUUCCAAGCCAGUUAAGGAGAAGGAGCAAACAGAGAAACCAAGGAAGAGGAAAAGGGUGCGAGACAAACCGAAACAUGCUGAAGGGCCAUCGACGAAUGAUGAUCCUCAGCCUAUGGUGGUUGAGCAGAGAACAACUAGUUUGCUUGACACGAAUCAGACCGAUAUACGGCCUCUUGAUAAUCGUCAGAUGCUUGCAACUGACCAUGGAAGUCAUCAUCAGAUGCUUGCAACUGACCAUGACAGUCAUCAUCAAAUGCUUGCAACUGGCCAUGACAGUCAUCAUCAGAUGCUUGCAACUGACCAUGACAGUCAUCAUCAGAUGCUUGCAACUGACUAUGAAAUUGAUCCGAAUGUCCGUCUUGAGGUUGAACCUAACCUUCCUACAACGGAGUUUAGCAACUACUUGUCUGGAAUCCCAUCUGGCAUAGAUGGAAGGCCUCAACCUUAUGAUCCAUUGGCAGAAAGUUCAGACUUUUUUCAUCAUGGAAGCAGCUACGAUUUCUAUGCUCCGACAGUUGGCUUUGGUGAACAUGCUCCACUGUCGGUGGAUGCACCACAUAUUAGGCAGGAGCACAAUGGAUUCGAGGUACCAGGAGGACUGCCUGCGAAUGAAACUGAGGUUGCAGGAGGAGGAGACCUGCAAAAUUUUGCCAAGGACAUAUUUCCAAGCGGGCAAGACAGAUACUUGGGGUCUCCAUUCAACAAUGUGCCUUUAUUUGGAGACUUCAAUAGCCCAUUCGACUUGGAUAUUGAUGAGGAUCUGCUUGGGUGCUUUGGUGCAUAA